AUGAGCGUGAUAUACGACCGUGAUCCCUGCGGACUGGAAGUACGACCACCUGAAGAUGGGCUGGAGGUAUGGGCACCAGACGUUGGAGGGCUGCAAGUCUCAACCAGAGUGCAGGUCGAACAGGCGUUGGAAGCAUUUCGCGGCUGCGACGAUCUGGAGGCCGUAAACCCCAGCUCAAGCGGCAUUGCCAGGGUCAAUACCGAGAGCUUCAUCGAAGAAAUUGAGCAAAAACAAAGCCCACCAAACAAGAAGCCAUGGCUCAUCCUCGUCCUAGCGGGCGUUGCUCUGCUCUUUGUAAUCGUGGCCGCUGUCCUCGGCGUCGUUGUUGGAUUGCGCCUCAACAACAACAGCAACAACAACAACGACAACAACAAAACGACUCCCGCAGAAUCACCACAAGCCUCCUCCACCACCACGCCGCCAAUUUCUCCUUCAAAACCGGCCAAUGCCGUCCACGCAGGCUCAGGCAUUGGCAUCACCGGCUGGUGGACAGGCCCGUCAAGCUUCACCAUCCGCCUCGUCUACCAGGGGCAAGACGGCUACCUGCGUCUGAUGCGGUACCACUCCGGCGACGGCAAAUGGUCCACGCUGGCCAUCUUUUCAGACGCAAGAGCUAAGCUGGGCACCCCAAUUGCAGCAUCGUGCUACAACAUUCCAUACUAUUGCUUCAGCCCGAUAACGAGCAGUGAUAACUUCACACAGGUCGAAAUCUUCUAUCUCAACGACCAAAACAUGAUCCAGGAGUGGUACUUCCGCGAACAAGACUCAGCCUCGCCGUCAGCACAAACCUUUUCCGGCAGCGGACCCAUGUCCCCCAAUGGGUGGAAGGUAGCGGCGAACACGCGCAUCGCGGCAUACUGGCCCAGCGUGAUAUUCCAAGACGAACGCAACCAGAUGCAGGAAGCGUACGACGCCAACCUGACCUGGGUGCAGAGCUCCGUGGGUCUCCAAUGCCAAAACGGAUCGUCCUUUGCAGAAGUGCCUUAUUCGGUGAACGCGGGGAGGUUCGGAGGCGACAAGAUUCUCUAUCAGCGGGAUGACCAGAAGCUCAUUCUCCAGGAGAGAACUAACUUGACCAAUAAGUUGAAUGUUGGCGCACCACCCAUCAUUCUUCCAGCCAACGGGGCCAUGGGAGCGUUUACCAUUCCCCGAUACUCGAAUUCAACCGACGGCGCCAUGAACACCUACAUCCUGUGGCAAGACAGCUCAGAUGCCCUGCAAAUGACCUGGGAGGAUGACGACACUGGAUGGCGAACCUCAUCGACGCCUGCCUCGCUAGGCAAACCCGACAAUGGCACGGGCAUAUCUUGCCUCACGGCGACGCUCUGGACCGUCGCCUCAUUGCCGUCAGACUACAGUACGGCUCGCUGUUAUUACUUGGUAAAUGGGCAGAUACGAGAAGUGCAGUAUGAUGGCUCAAAUUGGCUGGUGAUUGGAAAUGUGCAGUUGGAUUGA
Trichoderma asperellum CBS 433.97 is the source of this 1455-nucleotide messenger RNA. RefSeq lists its product as uncharacterized. NCBI's taxonomy places the organism in Eukaryota, Fungi, Ascomycota, Sordariomycetes, Hypocreales, Hypocreaceae. The record is from RefSeq and is a predicted model, not a curated record.